AUGACGCCCACCAGCCUUGAUCUGGUCCUCACGACCGCCCUGGAAGGCCGAAUGAAGGACUUGCGUACCCGCCAGCGGAUCCUCCAGGAGCUUCACGUCAAAUUGACCGAAAAUGUGGAGGAGUUGGUGAGUGCAACGGCGGAGGAUGAUCGUAUCUCCCGCGAAGAAGCCCAGGUGGUGGUGUCCGCGGGACUCUUCGAGCUUCGCGCCCACUAUAAUCGACUCAACCUCAAAGACGAGUUGGAUGCAGAGUAUAGCAUUGCCCGGAAGAAAUCUUGCCUCGACAAGAGAGUCCCCUUUGGCAUCGUGUAUGUGAUUCCCGAGGUCUAUACCGCCUUUUUCAGCAUCAUUACCGCGCUCUCCGCGGCCAUCGCUGCUGGGAAUUGUGUCGUGAUAGAAAUCCAGGAUCGUCUCGCUUGCAGCCGGGUGCUCCGCCGCUGCUUUGGAGAGCUGCAGCUGUAUACCGACUCUGUCACGACCGUUUCCCAACGACCGGGACCAGAUUUCCUGCGUCGCUGCCUCCUUGUCGAUCAGACGGCGGAGAAGGAUUCAGCGUCAUCUGAAUGUCUUCGCGUAUUGCCAUCCACGCGUCAGAGGUCCGUGGUCAUUGUGGACCGGACAGCCGAUGCCAGUGCAGCGGCCAAGGAGAUCGUGGCGUCCCAGCUCCUAUUCCGGGGCCAAAGCAGGUACUCGGUUGACCAGAUGUUUGUGAAUGAAUACGUUCUCGACGCCUUUCACAGUGCCCUCGUGCGAGAGAUUGCGACACGCCUCGCCACAAGGGAUUUAAAGUUGAAACCUAGUGAUUUCAAGGGGGCUGCCACGGGUCUGCAGAAGCCUAAGUUUCCAAUGCUCAAAAUAUCAGACAGAUCCGAUGCCCGCCUACACCAAAGACAGCACCAGUGGGGCUUCAUCAUCCACAAGGUGACUAGUCUAGACGACGCCAUCGACACAAUAUGUGAGGGCCAUCCAGCCGGAGCUCUCUAUCUCUUUGCAGGGUACGAUGAAGCAAAGUAUCUGUCUCAGUACAUUCCCUCGCGAGCCACCUUUGUCAACCACAUUCCCCCGGAACUGCAAAUUGGUCCUGCCUACCCGGAGGGUUUCGAGAUGUCGGUUUCUCUGCGAUAUACACGAGAGAUGUUUGAGAUGCCGCGGCCGGAACGGGUUGAUGCUGGCAAGAUUCGACACUCGGCCACGCUUUGGGAUCAUAUCACCGCCGCCAAAACGUCGGGAAUCGUUUCUCGGGCUUGUCAGCCACUCAAGCCGACCGGCCAAGGAAAAGCGGGGGCGAUGGAUUACUUCUUGCAGGGCAUGAUCAUCAACGUAGUCACAUAUGUGCUGCCCUUAACUGCGUUGUCGCUGUACGCCACCAGCAAAGGAAUCGGGAUGCUAUAUCAGCGGUUCUGGAACCACUAG
Messenger RNA from Penicillium cosmopolitanum, 1413 nucleotides. RefSeq names its product Aldehyde/histidinol dehydrogenase. Gene Ontology annotation, molecular function: oxidoreductase activity, acting on the aldehyde or oxo group of donors, NAD or NADP as acceptor. The transcript is spliced from 4 exons. Bases 1 to 1413 code for a protein of 470 amino acids. The record is from RefSeq and is a predicted model, not a curated record. NCBI's taxonomy places the organism in Eukaryota, Fungi, Ascomycota, Eurotiomycetes, Eurotiales, Aspergillaceae.